AGGCCGCUGCAGUCUACUAUGGACUUGCUGCCACCAGCAGCACGCAAAUAGCGACCAUGAACACAGAAACGGCACACUCCGAACAGGCUGGAAGCCAGAAAUAUAACCAGAUAUGGUCUCAGAUGGGCUAAGCAAAUGAGCUUCGCGUCCCAUGCAACCAUUCCUUUCAAAUAUUUCUGACCUUCUCGAGCUCUAUGUUAUCUUGUAACGCCUUUGUCAGUUCGUCGUCGAGGAAAGAGAAGAAGUUCAGAGUAAUAUCUGCAUGGUUAUUCCUUAUCCUAGUCUUCGUUCUCUGUCUCAAUUCCAAUGCCUCACAACCCUCUUUCUCACACCUCUGCAUCUUAUACCUUCAUUUACACGCUACCGCAGCCAUUCCACUUAGCCGUGCUGCAGCGGAAGGAUCACACUGGAGUUGCACGACAGAGCAGAGGCUCAUGGCAUGGCCGCACACGCUCGGAUUGCAACUCGCCGUGUCGCAAGGAGACAUCUACACUCGCAGCAUGCAAGAAAAAUCGAGAAGUGGGCCUCAAAAAGGAAACCUUUCCGUCAACCUGGUUCACCCAUUAAACCGUAAGAGAUAGAAAAGUCUAGGCCCAAUCUCCCAACAAGUCCUCGCAUUGACCUCUUACAGAUCCUGAAGCACAAUGGCGCGCAACUGUAGCAU
Molecule: messenger RNA, 664 nt
Organism: Westerdykella ornata
Lineage: Eukaryota; Fungi; Ascomycota; Dothideomycetes; Pleosporales; Sporormiaceae
Exons: 1
Coding region: 195-581 (128 amino acids)
Source: RefSeq, a predicted model, not a curated record